This is a messenger RNA of Cimex lectularius (bed bug), 1010 nucleotides long. RefSeq names its product non-histone protein 10. The coding region runs from base 317 to 940 and encodes 207 amino acids. The record is from RefSeq and is a predicted model, not a curated record. Gene Ontology annotation, cellular component: Ino80 complex. Gene Ontology annotation, molecular function: DNA binding. Gene Ontology annotation, biological process: apoptotic process; apoptotic signaling pathway; positive regulation of apoptotic process. Lineage: Eukaryota; Metazoa; Arthropoda; Insecta; Hemiptera; Cimicidae. The transcript is spliced from 6 exons.
UUUGUCUGCAGUGGGCACUUGGCAAAUUUCACGAGUAAAAAUGUUUGCAUAUUGUCUUAUUUUACCGAAGUCAUUUUGCAUUUCUAUACGAUUAAGCCAUUUCUCAAAAAUCAGUAAGGUAUUUCGCCUUUCUUUAUCAAAAUAUCAAUAGACACAACGUAUCUACCUACGUACGUAUUAUAAAAGGUAAGGCGCAGGGGAAAUUUAGUCCUAGCAACCCAGCCUUACCAAGAUAACCGGUUUCAAAACUAAGCGAACUGAGGAAGGUUAUGUUUAUCUUCAUCAACCGUCUACCUUUGUUUUGAUUUCUGUGACUAUGUUCUCUGACGAGUCUGAAGAAGAGUCGGCCGAGGAGAUUGACGUUUAUAGGAAAAAAUAUCAACUUAUAAUAGAACGGUGCGAGGUCAUGCAGCAGGACAAUGAAAGAUUAGUAAAUAGAAUUCAUCAGGUCAAAAAAAUUCUGAAAAGGCGAAGGAAAGAAAGAAGAUUUCUAAUGAACAGGUUGGAUAUGCAUUGUGAUAACUGGAGAAAUAUUCCAUUACCUCUAAAUUUAGAAGAUCCGUUAUCUGAAGGUUCUUGUAUGAAGUCUGCACUUGGCAAGAACUCAAAGUGUCCUUUAAAUGAAAAGGGCAAAAAAGGCAGCAUAAAGCGGGUGAAAACAAAAAUUGUUGAUAAAAAUGCUCCUAAAAGGCCAGCCAAUCCAUAUUUUCAAUUCUGCCAGGAGCAGAGGAACUCAACGAUAGAGGAAAUGACCAGCAUAGGUCAGCCUGAGCCCUCUAAAGUUGAAGUGACAAAGCACUUAGCCAACAAGUGGAAUAUGCUCACCCAAGAUGACAAAAAGAUCUACUAUGAUAUGUACGAAAAAUCGAAGGAGCGCUAUGCAGCAGAUAUGGAACUUUAUGCUUUGUCAAAAUCAAGCAACACUGCACAGAACAGUUAAUUUAACUUGUUUUAUGACUAUUGUGACAAUCUCUUUGUAAACAUGAUUACAUUCAUGUUCUAACAUUCAA